AAGGAGUCCAAGUAAGUUCAGCAAAACAUUCUCCACUUCGCCUGCCUAAAGUUAAUUUCGAUUGUUCUUAAACGUCUUGUCUUUUAAACGUCCUAUUCUUUGAGCGUCACACGUGACGUUGAAAUCAAAACUUCUCCUUCACUUCCUGUUUUCUGCUUCUCGCGUGCAAGGACGCAAGGCAUGCUGCGUACUCACGAGGAGUGUGCAGGAAAACAUCGCGUACUUCAUUCAAAAGGUACUCCGUUCGUACUCUAAUUUCAGGCCCCAAUUAGGACAGAGGAAACUCCGAGUACUUUCCGACGACAAAGAAAUGUCUCAUUUGCUGAAACACGCCUUCAAGGGCGGCAGGGGGGCCGCGAUAUUAGUGCGGCAGCGCGGUCGAAUUCUCGUGUUCUGCCGCCACGCUUCGCAAGGUUCUCACAUGGACGUCCCCAUCACCGAAGAGAGACCUCUCGAGCUGACCACAACGAAGGUCAAGAAAGAACCAUUCGUCAAAAAUCUGUUCGUCGGCAAGUUCGAUAAGUCUAUGCUAGUCUAUCCAGAAGUCCUGAACAAUGAGCGGCUCAAGGAGCUCGAGUCCAUGGCAGACGCGGUGCGGAAGUACUUCGACGAGAACGUGGACACACCCAAGAUCGACCGGGAGAAGCAGAUUCCGCCAGAGGUCCUGGAGGGCUUCAAAUCCCUGGGAUUGUUUGGACUGCAAGUCCCAUCAGAUUAUGGGGGCCUUGACCUGACGGCCACCGAAUAUGCGAGAAUGUGUGAAGUCACGGGAAGAGAUGGUUCUAUUGGCGUUACCUUGGCAGCACACAACUCUAUUGGCCUGAAGGGCAUUCUCCUGUGUGGCAAUGAGGAGCAGAAAGCAAAGUACCUGCCAAAGCUGGCCACAGGAGAGCACAUUGCUGCCUUUUGCCUCACUGAGCCUUCAAGUGGUAGUGAUGCUGCAUCAAUCCAGAUGACUGCAACACUAAGUAGCGACAAGAAGUUCUAUCAUUUGAAUGGCAGCAAAAUCUACAUCAGCAACGGUGGCAUCGCCGACGUAAUGACUGUUUUUGCAAAAGUCAAGGUGGAUAUGCCGGAUCGCACAAAGGAAGGUGUUGUGACGGCGUUCAUCGUUGAGAGGGGCUUCGGCGGUGUCACUUCCGGACCUCCGGAGGACAAGUUGGGAAUCCGUGGGUCUAACACGACAUCCGUGUUCUUCGACGACACCCCGGUUCCGGUCGAGAAUGUGCUUCUCAAAGUCGGCGACGGUUUCAAGAUUGCAAUGAAUGUUCUUAACAAUGGACGGUUUGGAAUGGGUGCAGCCAUAGCGGGUGGCCUGAGAGACUUGAUCUCUCUCACGGCAGACUAUGCUGUAAACAGGGUCCAGUUCGAGAAGCCGCUCUCGGAGUUCCACAUGAUCAAGGACAAAGUGAGCAAGAUGACAGCCCAGUUGUAUGCCAUCGAGAGCAUGGUCUACGUUUCCUCCGCCAUCUUGGACGUCGUUGAGGAACCAGACUGUGCCCUUGAGUGUGCCAUUGUAAAGGUGUUCAGCUCGGAGGCUGCCCUGAGCGUGGUGAGCGAGUGCCUACAAAUCCACGGGGGUUCAGGCUUCAUGCGAUCAUUACCCCUGGAACAGUACUACAGAGACAUGCGGAUACUCUCAAUUUUUGAGGGUACGAACGAAAUCCUGAGGCUUUUCAUUGCUCUUAUGGGGAUUCAGCAUACCGGAAAAGCAAUUGGAGAAAUCAUCAAGAAACUGAGGAACCCCUUGGCCCAUCCCUUCCUGGUGUUGCAGAAGGUGUGGGAAAACAGGCGGGACGUCGCGGACAAGCCUAUCAUGGACCUGGACCUCUACACCAGCUUGCAUCCCUCUCUCAAGACUGAAGCAGACACGCUGGAGUACUGUGUCAAGCGGCUCAAGUUCUGCGUAGAGGUGUGCCUCGAACGCUUCGGAAGGGAAAUCGUGGAAUACCAAAUGGUGUUGUCCAACCUAGCGGACAUGGUCAUAGACGUCUAUGCAAUGUCUUGCGUACUUGCAAGAGCGUCGCGUUCCUAUUGCAUCGGUCUUCGAAAUGCGGAUCAUGAGCUCGACAUUGCGGCUGCCUUCUGCCACGAUGCGAAGAAGAGGAUAAAGCUGAAGGAGGACGAAAUCAAUGACGAGGUGGUCGGAAUGGUGAACAUGAGGAAACGAGACGUUGCGAACAGAGUCUUCCAAGAGAAAAUGUAUGCUGCAGUGCAUCCGCUCACCAAGAACUACUGACAAAGUGUUCAGUAGUGGCAUUGCGAUUGUGUACAGGUAGUUUUAGCACUAGCAUAAAAAUGUUGAUUAUUUUAUUUCAUCGCCGCAAGAAAAUGUUCAUGACACGAGAAAGAAUAAAUAAUUGUUUGUUACAAA
This is a messenger RNA of Ixodes scapularis (black-legged tick), 2374 nucleotides long. RefSeq names its product complex I assembly factor ACAD9, mitochondrial. Gene Ontology annotation, molecular function: flavin adenine dinucleotide binding; acyl-CoA dehydrogenase activity. The coding region runs from base 311 to 2239 and encodes 642 amino acids. Lineage: Eukaryota; Metazoa; Arthropoda; Arachnida; Ixodida; Ixodidae. The transcript is spliced from 18 exons. The record is from RefSeq and is a predicted model, not a curated record.